AAUUGUUUUUAAUAAUAAUAAUAAUGGAAACUUUGACGGACUUACCAACUGGGCCUCUGGAUGAUUAUCGAAAACGUGCAAGUUUCAAUUGGAAAUCAUUGAAAGUUCAUCUGGAAGGAGAAGAAAAUGUGAGACUUCAGGCAAAAUUAUGGAAUUUGAUUCGUUCACAUCGUGAAUUUCGAAAAUCAAAAAAUUCCCUUUCCUUGAAUGAAACACGACGAAAAUGCAUCAAUCAACUGAAUAUUUUAAUUAAAAAUUUGCCAAGUGAUGUUCUUUAUUGGCCAGUUCAAUGUUUUCAAUAUGAUGCAUCAAUAGCAACUUUAUUUAGUCUCAGAGAAAUAGUUGUGCCCUCGGUGUUAAUGAGUUUAGGAACUGCGCGUCAUGGAGAAAUUUUUGAAAAAAUCAAAACAAGAGAGUAUAUUGGCGCUUUUUCUUUAACGGAAAUUGCUCACGGUACAAAUAUCAAAGGAAUGGAAACAACAGCAACUUAUAAUCCAAAUACAGAAAGUUUUAUUAUUCACACACCAACUUUUAAGGCAGCAAAAUGUUGGGCUGGAAUGAUGGGAAUGACAGCAACUCAUGCUAUAAUUUACGCACAACUAAUAACACCUGAUAAUAUUAAUCAUGGUUUACAUCCUUUUAUUGUGCCUAUUCGAAAUCAUAAAACAUUUUUGCCCUAUAAGGGACUAAUAAUUGGGGAUUUAGGCGAAAAAAUUGGUCUCAAUGGAGUUGACAAUGGAUUUAUUAUUUUCAAUCAAUAUUCAAUUCCAAGAAUAAAUUUAUUGAAUCGUCACGCAGACGUUAGUGUUGAUGGCAAAUAUAUUGCUCGUAUAAAAAAUGAAAGUAAACGUCUAGGAGCAUCUUUAGGAUCGUUAUCAAGCGGAAGAAUUGGAAUCUCAUUAAUUUCCACAAUGUAUCUUGCGGUGGCUGUAAUUAUAGCAAUUCGAUAUUGUUCAGUGAGAAAACAAUUUGGAUUUUCUUUAACUAAUGAAUGGCCAGUAAUUGAAUAUCAAGUUCAGCAAGGACGACUCUUACCUCAUUUAGCGUCUGUUUACGCUUUCUCGAUAUUCUCCUUUUGGUUGAUAAAAAUAAGUGAAGAUUUCACAUCACAAAUAAUUGGAGAUGGUGAUCAAGAUGAGCUCAAUUCAUUGGGAAUGGAAAUUCAUGCUCUAUCAUCAGCUUCAAAGCCUCUUUCCACUUGGACAUCACGAGAUGGAAUUCAAGAUUGUCGAGAAGCUUGCGGUGGUUACGGAUAUCUAAAAGCUUCCAGAUUAGGUGAAAUGAAAUCAGAAAUCGAUGCCACUUGUACUUAUGAAGGAGAAAAUAAUGUUUUAAUUCAACAGACAAGCAAUUGGCUAUUGAAUCAAUGGGAAAAUGUUUUAAAGGGCAGUGAAAUUGUUUCACCAUUAAAUACAAUAAAAUUUUUAGAAAAAGCCAAUCAAAUUUUAUCCUUAAAAUUCAAUUGCAAUAAUAUUGAAGAAACAAUGGAACCUAAUAAUCUACUGCUAAUCUAUAAAUGGCUAAUUUGUAAUUACUUGAAAAAAACUCACGAAAGAAUUGAAAAUUUACGAAAAAAUGGUGGCAACAAUUUUACAGCGAGAAAUGAUUCACAAAUGUUUUUUGCAAAAACUCUUUCUUUAAUUUAUGCAGAGCACAUCGUGAUUCAAAGAUUCUUGGAGAAAAUAAACGAUUCAAUUUUCAAUGAAUCAGAAAGGGAGAUUUUGUUAAAAUUAUGCUCAUUAUAUGCCGCUUGGUCAUUGGAGAAAAAAUUGGGCGACAUUUAUGCGGGAGGAUUUGCAAAUUUUAAUUCACAAUUGGAAACUUUUCUUCGUGAGGGAAUAAUAAAAAUUAGCAAAUCUUUGGUCCAUGAAGCUGUGUCUUUAGUCGAUGUUCUUGCACCUCCGGAUUUUAUUCUCAAUUCUCCGCUUGGAAUGUCUGACGGCGAAAUUUACAAACAUCUGGAAGAGAUUCUUUUGAAAAAUGCUUCAAAUUUAAAACGAGUCGCUUGGUGGAAGGAAAUUAAAAAAUCCAAAUUAUAAAUAAAUAUUUUAUAUGAUAAUUAGAUUUUUUAAAUGUUAAUUCAGUAAAUAAAUAUAUUAGAAAUACAUAAUAAAAUUAGAGAUUAGAAAUAUGAAAAAAAAUUCUCUCUAAUGUGAAAUUAAUUUUCC
Molecule: messenger RNA, 2168 nt
Organism: Leptopilina boulardi
Lineage: Eukaryota; Metazoa; Arthropoda; Insecta; Hymenoptera; Figitidae
Product: peroxisomal acyl-coenzyme A oxidase 3-like
Exons: 11
Coding region: 24-2039 (671 amino acids)
Biological process (GO): lipid homeostasis; fatty acid beta-oxidation using acyl-CoA oxidase
Cellular component (GO): peroxisome
Molecular function (GO): pristanoyl-CoA oxidase activity; FAD binding; fatty acid binding
Source: RefSeq, a predicted model, not a curated record